AUGUCGUCGCCGCCAAACGGACGCCAGAACGGGAACACAAACGGAUGGAUGACACAACGCGAAAGAAUCAUAGAUGGACUCCAUAACGUUGAAGACACCACACGCGAGUCUCUCUUGCACGGCGGUAUGGUCGUCACUCGCAAAGCAAAAACCCUCUGGACCCACUUCAAGGACUUUAUCGACAAUGGGAACGUCGUCGGUUUGGCUGUGGGGUUGAUACUGGGAGUAGCGUUCACAUCAUUGGUGAACUCAUUGGUCAACGACAUCAUUUCACCACCUCUGGGAUUGGCAGUCGGACAUGCGAGUCUGGACGAUCUCUUUGUCGUCAUCAAGGAUGGAAAGAACGCUUCAACAACGUAUCUCACAUUGGAUCAAGCCCAUGAUGACGGUGCAGUCUGCAUUGCAUACGGACGGUUCUUCCAAAUGACGUUCAACUUCUUCAUCGUCGCGUUCGUCCUCUUCUCCGUCAUUCGAGUAUUCCAGUCGUUCCAGCAGGAAGAGAUUAUCAAGAGCAAGGUGAAGUGCAAGUACUGCCGCCAAAAGAUCAGCAAGGUGGCGACGCGGUGUCAGUUCUGUACGUCGUGGCAGGAUGUGCCUGAGCACAACCAUGUCCCCAGUCCGUCUGGUCCCCUUGUCGAUGCCAGUGGUCAUAUGAGCGAUUAG
This is a messenger RNA of Linnemannia hyalina, 663 nucleotides long. The record is from the annotation of a GenBank genome assembly. Lineage: Eukaryota; Fungi; Mortierellomycota; Mortierellomycetes; Mortierellales; Mortierellaceae.